Messenger RNA from Soboliphyme baturini, 384 nucleotides. NCBI's taxonomy places the organism in Eukaryota, Metazoa, Nematoda, Enoplea, Dioctophymatida, Soboliphymatidae. The record is from the annotation of a GenBank genome assembly.
AUGCUGGAAAGCAUACGGUCGAUUAGUUUGGGCAGUUCGAAGAAAGGGCCAACCAUACCUUAUUCGAGCCACGGGACGUGGUCUCCGGCUUCGGUCGUUCGAUGCAAGGACGACUUCCUCAACGAGGGCGUUCGCCUUCGAGUACAGAAGACCGAUCCUUGCAACAAGAGGCAGCCCCUCCCUCAGCUGGUCGACUGGAACCGAAACAGAAGCGAGAGCUGCAGCGGCACAAGCAUUCCAAGGCCGUCCAAAGUCUGCCCACGAAUCGGAAACGGAAGCCCUGUGGACGAAUUAUGUGCCGAAUGCGGAUUUUGCGUUACGCACGACAGAGUGUCAGUACAGAAGAUCCUCUAUCAUCGUGGAUGCUUCAAAUGCACGCAGUAA